Molecule: messenger RNA, 715 nt
Organism: Nicotiana attenuata
Lineage: Eukaryota; Viridiplantae; Streptophyta; Magnoliopsida; Solanales; Solanaceae
Exons: 2
Source: RefSeq, a predicted model, not a curated record
AAUCUCCAAAGGUCGGUGGGAGGCGAAAAACCAUGGCUUGCCCAAGGACGCGGAGAUGAGGUCUUCAAUACUAUGCCCCCUUCCGGUUCCGGGAGAAAAUAAAAGGCCCGGGGAGUCCGGUACGGACGAGCCUCAAAGGAAGACUAAGCGGACAAAAAGGGCCGCCCGCAAACCAAAAAGCCAAAUCGUCUUGUCCUCCGAGGAGGAGGACGACAAAGAGGAUGACGAUGAGGAGCAGCCGGAGCUCGUCCGCCAUCGAUCCAUUCGACCGGACCCUGAGCCGGUGGUCGAUCCAGUUGAGGCUCCUCCCGAGGACGUGAGGGUUGAGGAUGCUAGUGAACCCUCGGCCCCUGCGCGGGCAUCCCCGGGUACCGAUCACCCGGUUACGUCCCCCCCAUCUUCCUCGACUUGGGGGCAGCUGCCGGACGACAUCCCGAUGAUGGGAGGUAGCUUCGAGACCUUUUUUGAUGGGGUACCCUCCGCCAACACUUUCGGGCUCGAAAUCCUCCGGAAAGACCCUCAGGCCGAAUCAAGUGGGACUUCGGCCGUCAACAAGCUUGUUGAUAGGUUUCCAGCUCCGAGCCUGGACCCGGACUGUAACAGGAUAGUAACUUUUGCUAUCCCCAAAGACGUCCGGGCUCUGGGGCCCCCGGUCGGGGUUGCAAGCUAUCUUCAUCACCUGAUGACGGAGGAAGACCGGGCUGCAACCGAGGCU